UUCAUAGGUUCAAGUAAUGGAUGUGAAAGAACCUCUUUCGCAUUUCUACGUCAGGAACUUCCUGUGAGGCUAGCAAAUAUCCUAAGAGAAAUUGACCUGCUUCCUAAACAGUUACUGAGCACUCCAUCAGUACAGCUGGUAAAGAAAUGGUACAUUCAGAGUCUAAUGGACCUUGUUGAUUUCCUUCAGAAAAACUCAGAGGACCACAGGGUUUUAUCUGACUUUAUAGAUACUCUUGUUACAGUCCGAAAUAGACACCACGAUGUUGUUCCUACAAUGGCGCAAGGAGUAAUUGAAUACCAAGAUUCCUCUAGUGUGGACCCAGUCACCAAUCAAAAUAUUCAAUAUUUCUUAGAUAGAUUUUACAUGAAUCGUAUAUCCAUCCGGAUGCUAAUAAACCAACACACACUUCUUUUUGAUGACAAUACCAACUCGGGUCACCCACGGCACAUUGGGAGCAUUGAUCCAUGCUGUGAUGUGGUGGGAGUGGUGAAUGAUGCUUUUGAAAGUUCCCGGCGACUCUGUGACCAGUAUUACUUAGAUUCUCCAGAAUUAAGGCUUAUUCAAGUGAAUGGAAAAAUGCCGGGACUACCCAUUCACAUUGUUUAUGUUCCUUCCCACCUCUUUCACAUGCUGUUUGAGCUGUUCAAGAAUGCAAUGAGGGCAACAGUUGAACAUCAGGAGAACAGUUCUUCCCUUUCUCCAGUUAAAGUGACGGUUGUUCUAGGAAGCGAAGACCUGACAAUUAAGAUAUCUGACAGAGGAGGUGGCGUUCCGUUGAGGAAAAUCAAUCUCCUGUUUAGCUACAUGUAUUCUACGGCACCAAGACCAGCGCUAGAUGACACUCGUAAUGCACCUUUGGCUGGUUUUGGAUAUGGCUUGCCAAUUUCUCGUCUAUAUGCUAAAUACUUUCAAGGAGAUUUGAAUCUAUAUUCUGUACCAGGUUAUGGAACAGAUGCCAUUAUCUAUCUGAAGGCUCUUUCAACUGAAUCAAUAGAAAAGCUCCCUGUGUUCAACAAGUCUGCCUUCAAGCGUUAUCAAACAGCAACAGAGGCAGAUGACUGGUGCAUCCCAAGUAAACCAAACCACUCAGUGAGGCAAAGUGCAACAGUAUGAAAAAAUGUCAGUGUUUAGAAAGGAAUCGGCCUGUUUCGUCAAUCAGGAACAUUACUUAUGGGCAUUACUCUAUAGGUCCUGGAACAGGAGGAUGGUCAGUCUGUUUAGAAGAAGAAAAGAUCAUGCUGCAGAUCUGGAGCUCAUAGUCCAAAGUCCCAGGACUGGCCUACAAGGCGGACAACUGCCCAGGGCACUAUGGUCGGCAAUGGGGGUGUGUGCCGUCACUGUAUAAGCUGUUCCAGAGCUUUGCUGCUUGAUAUAAGCAGCAAGUUAUAUGGGCCCAUGAUGCUCUCAGGCACCAGGAAUAUUCCUGGCUCGGGGCUAUGCUCCGCCAAAGCUUUUAGGACUGGGUCUUUGCCAUGGCCCUGCCUGCUGCCCCUACAUGCUAUUCUUUCAUGUGUCCCCUGGCCUGCUUGCUGACACUGGAUGCUAUAAAACAGUCUGGGGCCCCCGCCAACUCAGCAGGGCCGAGCAUUUUUCUGCUGCCCUGCAGCAUGUGUGUCUGCAUACUAUCCCUGCCCCAAGCAGCCCUGUGGCAAGUGGGAAGUUGUGGGGGCUGUGCCUACAGGCAGAAGCAGCAUGCAGAGUCCCCCAGCCCUCCCCAGUUGCUCCAGGAAAGCACUGCACCCCACACCCUCUUCCCCUCAGUGCCCCACUCCUAGAGGCUAUACCACUGCCCCAGCCCAGAGGCUGCACCCAGACCCCCUUCCCCACCCAGAUUCCCUCCCAAGACUCUUGUUGACCUUGAGAGAACCUUUAGGUUCUUACAAAUGUUUUUCAUUCUUUUUCAUAGUGUGUUGAAAAACAUAUCACUGAAACUACUUAAGUAAUUCUGCCCAGUAGCUAAAACUUAAUACAAUGCAUAAGUUGGUAAACUUAGUUUAUCCACGUGUGAUCUGGAAUUGCCAAAGAUGAUUGGAUAGCCUAAACAAAUUAUAAAAUGGGCUGACAGAAAUUUCCGUCUUACCGAAUCAAGUAUAUCUUAAAUAUAAGGAUGUAAUAGGUCACCUUCACUGUCACACAGUGCUUCAGUAGCUUUUAGGUCUUUAUAUGCUAGAGAAGGUCAUGAAGUGCACCUCAACAUAAUCUCUCAGGCCAAAUAAACAUAAAUUUUGGUUUUCUCUAGGCUUAUUAAUGCCUGAGCACGAUCUGUGCUCUCAUGCUCUUCAGUGUUUUUGUAAUGUAUAACCACAUCUCCUCCAGGAGAGGGACAGUGCCUUUAUUCUUAUGCAUGCUUCUAGGCCAUUGAACAAUGUUAAUACAGGUUGAACCUUUCUAAUCUGUCUCUCUGUGGUCUGGCAUAAUUUUAGUUAGCUGGAUGCCCACUUAUUAUGGAUGUGGUCAAGUUCCCCACUGUCCCAUAAAGUUUGUUUACAGAUGGCUCUAUUCAGUGCUUUUUAGAUCUAAUUUACCCCUAAUAUCUUCUAAGAGGCCAGCAAGUAGUGGAAGUGUUGGUAAUGCUUCUAAAUGUAAGCAUGGUUUUUAUGCUACUUAUUUCCUUGUGCCAAUACAAUAAAAUUGUGUAUCUUUGUUAUAAAGAGAGUUGGUGAGUCUUGGCUAGAUAUAUGCUUUUAUAGGGUAUAUCAGUAUAGUCAUACAUUCAGCAACAUUGCAAGCAUUGUCCCAUUUAUUCACUACAAUAUUGAUCUCCCAUGGUUCUGCACCAGUCUAAUCCCAAGGGUACCAGACUAGAGGUUCAACCUGUACGUGUAGAUGGAAGUAUUAUCUUGAAGCCUAUAUUAAAUGAUAGGGCAACUUCCUAAUCUGAAAUGAGUCUUCAAUACCAAAUCUUUUAUAUUCCAAUUUAUUGCACUGUGUUUUGAAUGUUUUCAGUCAACAUGCCUACCAUAUCCACACUCCACAGGGGGGACUUUUUUGUAUAACUACUUCGCUCUAGACUUUUUUAGCUGUUGAAUUUGUUUGGGGGCUCAGGUUUCUAAUGUUAGUCUUUUACUGUACAUAAUGUUUUAACUUAGUGAUUUUUUUUGUAAACUGACUUUCACUUCAUUAUUGCAGUGGGUCUGCUCAGGGUAUAUCUUUGUUUAUGAGGGUUGUACAGCUUCUAUUUUGUCAGAAGUUGUAAAUUUUGCUUUGCAGAGCAUCAUCCCAAAUAUCCAAUAACUAUGUUAUUUCUGUGUAAAAAUAUCUAGCUCUGUCAGCACUACUUAUGUUAUUUGAGCAAGCUGGGUAGGAAGGACUAAAUUUAGUGAAACAAUACAGUGCUUGCUUUUUAAUCAGCACUGGAACUGUACAGGCACUUGCAUUGACAAGGUAACUCUCUAAUUUGUGCAUUGUUUACACAAUCACAGGUUUUAAAAGUUUUCCUUAUGAUCUAAUCUACACACUGUAGCUACGUCUACACUGGCCCCUUUUCCGAAAGGGGCAUGCUAAUUUUCCAGGUCGUAAUAGGGAAAUCCGCGGGGGAUUUAAAUAUCCCCCGCGGCAUUUAAAUAAAAAUGUCUGCCGCUUUUUUCUGGCUUGUAGAAAAGCCGGAAGAGAGCGUCUACACUGGCCCCGAUCCUCCGGGAAAAAGCCCUUUUCCGGAGGAUCUCUUAUUCCUACUUCAAGUAGGAAUGUGUUUUAGCCUACAUUUAACUCUGCCACUCUGAGUGCAUUACGCAGAUCUGAAGAACAGCUCUGUGUAAGCUUCAAAGCUCAUCUCUCACAAUUAGAAGCUGGUCCAAUAAAAGAUAUUACCUCACCCACCUUGCCUCUAAUAUAGUUUUGGGAGUUUUUUAGGUAAUGGAUCAGUUGUGAAUAAAGAAUAGUGAUGCAACUCUCA
Messenger RNA from Pelodiscus sinensis (Chinese soft-shelled turtle), 3898 nucleotides. Lineage: Eukaryota; Metazoa; Chordata; Testudines; Trionychidae. The record is from RefSeq and is a predicted model, not a curated record.